Messenger RNA from Zychaea mexicana, 870 nucleotides. RefSeq lists its product as uncharacterized. NCBI's taxonomy places the organism in Eukaryota, Fungi, Mucoromycota, Mucoromycetes, Mucorales, Lichtheimiaceae. The transcript has a single exon. The record is from RefSeq and is a predicted model, not a curated record. The coding region runs from base 26 to 790 and encodes 254 amino acids.
CUUUCCUACAUAAGCAACCUUCUAUAUGUACACAUAUCUAAACACUGCUCUUGCAGUAUUACGAUUAAUCAUCUUUGCACAAUUCUUCGUGGCAACAAAAAGCAAACGUACUGAUUAUUACUACAUCUGGCUCCCAGCAAUCGCAACAUGGGCACAAGACGGCUUUACUUUAUACUAUUACUACUACGUAAACCCAGAUGAUAAAGAGAAAGACCAGAUGAUGCCCUAUCAAACCAAGGAGCUACUUUAUAUCAAGAUAUUGCUUUUGUUUUUCGCCAUAUGGAAAUACGCUUUAUACGCUCCAUUCGCUCAAGCAGUCCAAGCCAAGAACUUCCCCUGGCGGGUGAUAACGUUUUUCGUUUGCAUUUAUUCUAUUGGCGUAUUGAAGUUCUCGUUCGAUAUACGAGGCAGCCCUUUCGAUCAUUUUCCAUUCCCGUGGUUAAAUUUCAGUAUGUUCAAUCGCAUUCUUGAUUGUAUGUUGUUUGUCCAUGCCAUGUACUCUGUAUCGACACCUGAUGGUAUCAAGAACAAUCCUUCGUUCCUGAUGUUCGGAUGCCUUAUUACAUUGCUACCCCUCAAUUCAAGUCUUCAGGCACUCGUCUUAUUGCUACCCAAGCCAUUGAUUUCCACCGCAUGGAUGGCAUCCCUAAUAUGCAUUCUUUCUUUUGCUCUCUCGUAUGAGGGCGCCUUGGUGCGUCAAAUGAUUGUCGAAGCAAGGCAGGACAAAUUUGAAUGGCCUGAAGUUUCACAUGAUCAUGUAGAAGAUAAAAAAGAUCAUAAUUUUGUAUAAAAAAGGGAUGCAUGCACAAUUUGUAUAUACAGUACGUGAAAUAAAACUAUUUGGUUCCCCGAGCAGAAAACUGAUCAUUG